Entrophospora candida is the source of this 214-nucleotide messenger RNA. Lineage: Eukaryota; Fungi; Glomeromycota; Glomeromycetes; Entrophosporales; Entrophosporaceae. The record is from the annotation of a GenBank genome assembly.
UGGAUUCUUUCAUCGUAAGCGUGACUUUACCUUAGUUUAUAAUGAUCUUAAGGCUAAAAUUGAUAAAUAUGCAAAUGGAGAUAUUGCUUCAGAACCAAUUAUGCAACAAGAUUUUAAUGAUGAUGUCCAUAGCUUGAAUAAACUGGUCAAGCUUAAUAAACCAAAAACAAUACAAACUUAUAUUCCACCCAAAAAGAUGAGGAUGUAUUGGUAA